Molecule: messenger RNA, 558 nt
Organism: Acanthoscelides obtectus
Lineage: Eukaryota; Metazoa; Arthropoda; Insecta; Coleoptera; Chrysomelidae
Source: the annotation of a GenBank genome assembly
AUGCCUCACGUCGACAUCUUGUUCAACCAGUUGCAGAAGAGAAAAACCGAGCCAGCGCAAGUUAAAACGGCUAUCGAUAUUUUUGAAAAAUGUAUUUUCGAUGUGAGAAUUAAAAUUGAUGACAUAAUAUAUGAAGCCAAAAGUAUUUGCACUGAACCCCAAGGCAACAAAAGGAGACGACGUAAUAAUAGCAGUCACGAUCACCGAGAUGCCGCAUUAGAAGUAUGCGACAAUAUAGUGAAUUCUGCAAAUCACAGAUUUCAAUUCAAAGAUCAUUUGGUAGCCGCAUCCCUUUUUUUCCCAGAACAUUUUGGAGAAUACUGUGGUAAGUUUCCUGAUAACAAGUUGGAAACUACCUGCUUGGCUUAUCCCGAAUUAGAAAAAAGUCGUUUAAAGACAGAGUUGUCUGUUAUUUAUGCACGGAAUAAUUGCCGAGAUUUACAUGGAACUCUGUCUCUUUUGAAAUUUUUGAUACAAAAUAGUUUGGAGGAAACACUAAAAGAAACAAAAAAGCUAUUAGAAAUUAUUGUUACAACUCCUAUGUCAACUAGAGGCUGA